Leptosomus discolor (cuckoo roller) is the source of this 2045-nucleotide messenger RNA. Lineage: Eukaryota; Metazoa; Chordata; Aves; Leptosomiformes; Leptosomidae. The record is from RefSeq and is a predicted model, not a curated record.
AUAAGAAGAGCGUGGUAUCCCGCACGGAUCACGUCUUGGAAAUCGGCGGCAGAUGCCUGAAAAUAGUCAUCCAGCCGGGAGAAGGGGACCUGAGCAGGAGCCCCUUUACAGAGCAGGCCUCCCCCAGCUUCUCUGUCCCUUCCAGCUCUUCCCCACCUCAGCAGGAGCAGCAGGCGGUCACAGGCCAUGGAGAGAUGGCAAGAGAAGCCCUUACCAGAAAGAUAUUUCUUGCAGUGUCUGCAACUUUGAAUACCAGUAUGUUCACUGAAGAGCAAAGGGAGAGAAUUACUAUUAUAUGUCCAAAUUUAAAAAGAGAAGGAGAUCCUGAUACUGAUGGCUCUGAGAAAUUGACGGGAGAUUUUACAGAUAUUGAAAAAGCUUAUCACUACUUUAAGGAUAUCCUUGCAGGCAAUGACCCAAACCGUGAUUUUUCACAUUCUGAAAGCAAAAAUGGCUUGAAAGAUGAAAAUGGUCUGAAUGCUGAAGAAAUGAACGAGCUUAUAGUUCCAUCAGCUCUCUAUGAAUAUUUCAGUCAUACCUGCAAAGAACAAAUCCAAAAACUAUGUGAACGUUUUGGAGUGAAUAUACGAAGUAAAGAUGAUCACAGUGGAACCAUGUUCAUAUGCUUCACUUCCGCUAAAAGUCCUGCAUCAAUACAAAAAGCUAAUGAUGCUUUUAUCAGGACUUUUCAGAAAAGUGUAGAGCAUCUGAAACAGGAAAAAAUUCCCAUAACAAACAGUUACCCAUUAAAUGAGACAAUAAUGAAAUUAAAUGCUAAAUUUGGUAAUCUUCUUGCCAAAGAGGAAGGGAAUCAGUUGCUACUCCGUGGUCCAGAAAGUGAGAUUUUAGCUGCCAAACGAUUUCUAGCAAAGGAAGGUGAGAACAGCCAAGCUGAAAAGAAUGUGAAAAGAUCAUCUGAACUGUACAAAUACAGGAAUGGAAUUGAAGUUGAUGCUUCUGCAUUUAAAUUGUUGGAAACAAUACUAAGCAAAGAAAUUGAAGACAUUAAUGACAAAUUUGAUACACUAGUAGAAAAGAAAGAUGGUUCGUAUGGCCAGAAGAUGCUCGUAAUAUUUAGGCCUCGGAUCAAAACUUCUGAUAUGUCCUCACAUGCUACUGAAAGUUUCAUCGAUGCAUUUCAGAGUGCCUCUGCAAUGUUAAGAGAAAAACCCAUCAGCUCCAAGCUUUCAGAAGAUCAGAAGAAAAGAUUAAAUAUGCUGCUUGAUGGAAAACAAUUGGAAAAUCUGCAUGUAAAACUUAAGAAGAAGGAAGACAAAGUCAUCUUAAGUGGUUUACCAAAUCAUCUUUGUGCUGCUGAAAAGCACAUUAUGAACAUUAUCACUGAAGACUCAACACAAACUAAAAAUAAGACACCACUGUUCUCUGAUCUCCUCUAUCAAGAAGCUACAGGAGCAUCUGAAAAGAAAUACAAUGGCAAGCAAAACAAUAAUCUUUCUUCUGAAGGACAGGCUAAGGCAACGACAGAAGGAGACGAAGAUGUGUGUCCGAUUUGCAUGGAGACAAUUAAUGAUAAAGAAGUACUGAGAAAGUGCAAACAUGUGUUUUGCAAAAGUUGCAUCAGCCAGGCCAUGACUUACAAGCAAACUUGUCCUGUUUGUAGUACCGUCUAUGGAGUCGUGAAAGGAGACCAGCCAGAGGGAACGAUGUCAACUGAAACGCUGUCUUUACCUCUCCCUGGUUAUCCCAAUUGUGGUACUAUUGUGAUUACAUACAAGAUGCAAAGUGGUAUUCAAACUAGCAACCAUCCAAACCCCGGGGAGCCUUACAGCGCCACUUCUCGAACAGCGUAUUUACCUGACAAUAAGGAAGGGCAAGAAAUUCUGCAGCUCCUCAAAAGAGCCUUUAACCAAAAAUUGAUUUUCACAGUGGGGCAGUCACGUACUACUGGUGCACAAGAUGUUAUCACAUGGAAUGAUAUUCACCACAAAACUUGCAGGACUGGAGGACCCAGCAAUUUUGGUUACCCUGAUCCUCAUUAUCUGCAGCGGGUUCGAUCAGAAUUGAAAGCAAGAGGAAUUGAAUAA